This is a messenger RNA of Dentiscutata erythropus, 651 nucleotides long. The record is from the annotation of a GenBank genome assembly. NCBI's taxonomy places the organism in Eukaryota, Fungi, Glomeromycota, Glomeromycetes, Diversisporales, Gigasporaceae.
AUGGUUAAUGAUAAUAGUCAGAUAAAAGAAACAAAUAAUAAAGAAAAAGGAUAUCAAGUUGAGUAUCUCCAAGAAAACCCAGAGACCCAAAUAGCUGCCGUAAAAGAGAUCGAGGUUUUCCGGAUUAUUGCUCAAAAUUACUUCCUCGAAGAUCUUGAUGAAGAAAUGGAGAUUGUUUCCUGGAACCCUAAUGCUGAAAAUAGAUGGGAAGAAGAUAUAGACAGUAACAUUGAGUAUGAUUUUCAAGAGUAUGAAUGGGAAGAAAACUAUGAACGAGAAAGAUACCUACAAGACCUUUUGACUGAGUUGGCCAUAGAAGCCGAAUUAGAGAUAACCUGGUCAACCGUGAAUAGGUACCAGAAUGAAUAUAUACAAAAUACUGGUCCUGAAGAUGAGGUUCAGCCUAUGGAAUUGGAUGAAGUAUACCUUAUCAACAUACCUCAGUGGGGUGAGCUAACUACAGGGCUCGAAUUUGAGGAAACCAAUGAAUAUCAUGAAAAUGUUGUUGCUUACUUUGGUCUCGACCCAAGCUGGCACGAGGCUGAUUAUAGUGACUUCUUCCCGGGAAUUCCAGGCUUGAACUUUGACUCCGAAUACUGGUCCCAACCAAUGGACACUUACAUUGACUGGGAAUACUAUGCCUCUCAAUAA